AUGGCGGCAAUCAUGUCGUUGAAACAGGAGAUCGAGACCUGGGUUGGAGCCCUGGCUCGAUACGACAACAACGAAUUUGACGAUGCUGUCAAAGAGUUCGAGAAGAUUGCUGAAACCAGCAAGAUUCUCUUCAACAUCGGCGUCAUCCACGCCACCCUCGGCGAGCAUGAGAAAGCCGUCGAAUACUACCAGAGAGCCACUCGUCUGGACCAGUAUUUUGCGAUAGCUUAUUUCCAACAAGGUGUCUCGAAUUUCCUUUUGGGCGACUUUGAAGAAGCUCUUGUGAACUUCAACGACACCCUUCUCUACCUUCGUGGUAACGCCACGAUCGAUUACACGCAGCUGGGUCUUAUCUUUAAGCUCUACUCCUGCGAGGUGCUAUUCAACCGUGGUCUAUGCUACAUCUACCUCCAGCAGAAGGGACCUGGAAUGGAUGAUCUUAGCUUUGCAGCCAAGGAAAAGGUUGUCGAGGACCAUAAUGUCAUCGAUGAAGCAAUUAGAGACGAGGCAGAGGGUUACACUGUCUUUUCCAUCCCAGUAGGCGUUGUCUACAGGCCAAACGAAGCCAAAGUCCGCAACCUCAAGACGAAAGACUACCUCGGCAAGGCAAGAUUAGUCGCUGCCUCUGAUCGCCCCAACCACCCACCCAAUUUCUGGGGUGCGGAUUUGAACUUUGUUGGGAGAGAUGAUCGCCCACCAGAGAGCAUCUCCUUUGCUGCCUCAAAUCUUGUCAAGCCUGGUCUUCACUCCCGAAGACAACAGUCCGAGCCUCCACUGAACCGCAAUAUGUUCCCACCCACACCACCUCCAGAGAUCGAUGGCCGUUCGGUCGUCUCACGACGCUCAUCUACCCGUAGCAUGCCGAAGCCUGCAUUGGCCAAGCUCAAAAUCCAACCCCACGAGCCUCAUUCAAAGUACGAGAAGUCAAUCAGCCCUCCCGACUUUUGGCCUGUGCGUGCCACCAAAUCGGCAAAUGCAACCCCCAUUCGGGGUAGAGAUCAGGGACCGGUGUUACUGCAGAGGACCCCGACAAUCGACGAGGAAGCUGUGGAAGCCUACCCCGGACAGAUGUUUGACAGCUACCAAAACAGACAAGUUCCCGGUCACCGGAGUUCGAGAGGUAGCAACCAACACCAAAGAGGCAAUUCCCAUGGCCAACAGCGUUUUAUCAUGGAGGAGAGGUCGGGAUCUGACAACGACAACGGUUCCGUGGGCUCUGUCGAGUUCGAGAUGCAUCCAGGGAACAUUCGUCGCCCCUCUGCCUCAUCAGCCAAUGGUCCCUCUUACCGAAAUGUCGAGAUGCGCCGAAUCCGAGUCAAGGUCCACACAUCGGAUGAUGUUCGAAAUAUCGAAUUCGGAUCGACCAUCCAUUUUCAAGACCUUGCCGACCGCGUCAGGGACAAGUUUGCCCUGCGAAGGCGAUUCAAGAUUAAGAUCAAAGAUGAAGAUAUGCCUGAAGGCGAUAUGAUCACCAUGGGUGAUCAAGAUGACCUGGAGAUGGCAAUUUCGAGUGCAAAAUCGAUUGCGAAGUUGCAUGGGCAGGAGCUUGGUAGAAUUGAAAUUUGGAUUUUCGAGUCAUAA
This is a messenger RNA of Clonostachys rhizophaga, 1581 nucleotides long. NCBI's taxonomy places the organism in Eukaryota, Fungi, Ascomycota, Sordariomycetes, Hypocreales, Bionectriaceae. The record is from the annotation of a GenBank genome assembly.